AUGAACCCUUACAACGAAAUGUACCAGUUGUUCAGUCCUGAUGCACUCGGUAUCUACUCGAACAAUGUAACGUUGUAUUUUCGAAAUUCACCGUAUCGUGUACAGAGUGAUUUGACGGUGGAAAUGGGAGCGUUGCUGACCGUGGAAACUGGUGUACAGCUUUAUUUUGAUCCAGGCACUGGCAUCAAGGUCAACGGAGGUAUUUGGGCGGUGGGGAAUGAAUUUGCUCGCAUUCAAAUGUUGCCUUACCAGCAGACCAGUAAUUAUGAUCGAAAGAUGCCUACUUUUCGCCUCAUCGACGGGCCAUCUGUAAGGCAAGGGCGCCUACAAGCGAAAUUUCGGGGCCGUUGGCGAUCGGUGUGCACGAAGCUUACGAAGUGA
Gongylonema pulchrum is the source of this 381-nucleotide messenger RNA. The record is from the annotation of a GenBank genome assembly. NCBI's taxonomy places the organism in Eukaryota, Metazoa, Nematoda, Chromadorea, Rhabditida, Gongylonematidae.